UCGGGCAGCUGCUCACAGUCGCCUGUAGCCUCCAGAGUUUCCGUAGACAACCUUUGAGUGGAGCCUGCCGGAGCCGAGCCAUAUCGAGCAUAGCCGGGAGCCUAAAGCGGACAGAACCAGCCUGAGCCAGCCCAGUCCGGUGAUGGAACGCCCACCACAGCCCGACAGCAUGCCCAAGGACUUGUCUGAGGCCUUGAAGGAGGCCACCAAGGAGGUGCAUAUCCAGGCAGAGAAUGCUGAGUUUAUGAGGAACUUUCAGAAGGGCCAGGUGACCAGGGAAGGCUUUAAGCUGGUGAUGGCCUCCUUGUACCACAUCUACUCGGCUUUGGAGGAGGAGAUAGAACGCAAUAAGCAGAACCCAGUCUAUGCCCCGCUCUACUUCCCUGAGGAACUGCACCGAAAGGCUGCCCUGGAGCAGGACAUGGCCUUCUGGUAUGGUCCCCACUGGCAGAAGAUCAUCCCUUACACACCGGCCACACAGCACUAUGUGAGCCACCUCCAUGAGGUGGGGCUCACUCAUCCUGAGCUGCUGGUGGCCCACACGUACACCCGUUACCUGGGUGACCUCUCAGGGGGCCAGGUGCUGAAGAAGAUUGCACAGAAGGCCCUGGGUCUGCCCAGCUCUGGUGAGGGCCUGGCCUUUUUCACCUUCCCCAACAUCGACAACCCCACCAAGUUCAAACAGCUCUAUCGUGCUCGAAUGAACACUCUGGAGAUGACACCUGAGGUCAAGCACAGGGUGACAGAGGAGGCUAAGACUGCAUUCCUGCUCAACAUUGAGCUGUUUGAGGAGCUCCAGGAGCUGCUGACACAGGACCACAAGGAUCAGAGCCCCUCACAGAUGGAGGGCCCUCGCCAGCGGCCUGGUAGCCUGGUGCAAGACUCUACACCUGCAGAGACAUCCAGAGGGAAGCCCCAGAUCAGCACUAGCUCAUCCCAGGCACCACUCCUCCGAUGGGUCCUGACUCUUAGCUUUCUGAUGGCAACAGUGGCAGUGGGAAUUUAUGCCAUGUAAAGCAAAUGUGCUAGCCCCCGGGGGCUGUGAACUCUAUCCAUGAAGGGCCUUCUCUUCUGUAGGAGAGAAUCUUGCCUGGCUGUCUUCUCUUGGGGCUCUAAGAAACUUUUGAGGCUCCUAGACCCCUCCCUGUGCCCUCCUCUCUCUCUGCAAUGGAGGGAGAUGCUUGACACAUUUUUCCCUCACCAAAAGCAUAUCCAGCCAGUGACCUGAACUUUGAAACCAGCAGCCCCAACUCCUGUAGAGCCCCAAAACCAUGGCCUGGCCAGGAGGUGGUGGCACAUGCCUUUAAUCCCAGCACUUGGGAGGCAGAGGCAGGUGGAUCUCUGUGAGUUUGAGGCUAACCUGGUCUAUAGAGCGAGUGCCAGGAUAUGCUCCAAAGCUACACAGAGAAACCCUGUCUCAAAACCAAAAAAGAAAAAGAAAAAAACAAAACAUGGCCUGAAGUAGCAGCUGUUCUGAGCCCAGUGCCCUUUGUUGUUGGCAUCCGUGUUAACUGGCCGUGACUGUUUUCCUCUGGUGUCAUGGCCAUGUUGAUAUCAGUGUGCAAAGAUGUUG
Messenger RNA from Cricetulus griseus (Chinese hamster), 1573 nucleotides. The record is from RefSeq and is a predicted model, not a curated record. NCBI's taxonomy places the organism in Eukaryota, Metazoa, Chordata, Mammalia, Rodentia, Cricetidae.